CGCGGGCGGCGGGGCUGCUCACCAAGCCCCCCAACCUGGACGCCGCGCUGGCGCUGCUGCGCAAGGAGAUGGUUGGUCUCCGCCAGUUGGAUAUGUCCUUGCUGUGUCAGCUGUACAGCCUCUAUGAGUCUAUCCAAGAGUACAAGGUGGCAUGCCAGGCUGCUUCCAGCCCUGACUGUCCUUAUGCACUGGAGAAUGGUUUCUUCGAUGAAGAGGAAGAGGAGGACUUCCGGGAGCAAGCCUCCCUCCAUGAAGACAGGGCCCGCGGCCCUCCUGGAGAACUGCCGCUGCCUGUGUCGCCCCUCUCCAGCAGCGAUUGGAUUCUGGAGUCCGUCUAGGGCCUUGGGGCAGCUAGGGUUGGGGGGUGGGUUUGAACUGGACACUGUUAGCAUCAGCUUCAUCUCCUGCAAAAGUGCUCUUGCCCUCACAGUGGACAGUCAGUGGCACCUGGGAUGGAUGCCACCAGUUUAUCUUCUAGGUAGGGAGUUUGUUGACACACCGUGGCAGUCUGCUGGGAUGCUGCAGUGUCUGAUUGGGUUACAGAGAGGUACUGAGGAUGUCCUUGGCUCCAGUGGUGUGAGGCACACCACUGAGAUGCACAGAGGCUGUAACAAGGGGUGCGGUAGGAGGCCAAGUGUGCAGCCCAUGUGAGGUGACUUUUAGCUGGCCCCUUCCAGGUCUUUAUCUUAGUGUCACUGUCCCUUUUUUCAGUGAGGCCUGCGGCUUCCCUUACUGCUUCAUGAGUUUUUCAGCCCCCCCUUAUUUAUUGUGAGCUGUAUCCCUAACUGUCCAGGUGACUUGCAAGAUCUUUCUCCUGCUCCACAGAGGAACGGGGGAAAAAGCAAACACUGCUGCCACACUAGUAAGCAGCCUUCUCUCAGCCUACCCACUGCCCCUUUAGUAGGUAAAGAAUAAGGGAGAUAAUACAGAGGUCUGCUGAGUGGGGAAGACCCAAACCAGAACAAGUUAAAGUUUUGUAUCAUUCACUGUAAGACAGCAGACAUUUCUGUUCCUAAAGACUGAAUGUAAACUAGUAUGUUAGAAAGUAAGCCACACCCCCCACUCAAAACAGUGAUUACCUUAUGCCUUAAUAUAUUUAUUGAAAUACUUUGUGAGAGCUUUAUACUUUGUAGGUUAAACUUGAGGAUAAAAAUGAUAAACUCUU
Chinchilla lanigera (long-tailed chinchilla) is the source of this 1165-nucleotide messenger RNA. RefSeq names its product family with sequence similarity 89, member A (gene Fam89a). Lineage: Eukaryota; Metazoa; Chordata; Mammalia; Rodentia; Chinchillidae. The record is from RefSeq and is a predicted model, not a curated record.